AUGGAACAUGUGGUCCGCUUGUAUUCAACACCGGUGAGUAUUGCAUUACCUCUCCCUACUCUUGCACACCCUCAUACCUGCUAUAAAGGCGGGUCACGGUGUCCCAAUCUGCAACCGUUCAUAGCUGCCGCUCUCGUUAUGGUCACCAUCUUGCACGCCAUCACCUCCGUCUCCCGGACCCAAAUGGCCUUCAUUCUCGCGGUCGUUCGAGUCGUUCUAGCCGGUGCCCUUAUGUUCCCCGGCUCUGCGAACACGCUCACCCCCGAGCAGGAAGAACUCCUGAAGAUGGUGCCCACAGAUGUACGAGCCGCAUUCAAACUAUUGAACAUCGGUCCAGACUACGUCCGGUACGCAUGCUGU
Molecule: messenger RNA, 360 nt
Organism: Epithele typhae
Lineage: Eukaryota; Fungi; Basidiomycota; Agaricomycetes; Polyporales; Epitheliaceae
Exons: 1
Source: RefSeq, a predicted model, not a curated record